AUGUCUACCACCAGUCCCGAAAAAGAAAAAAUGCGCCCAGAGAACAGUACUCCUCAUAGCGACGAAGAGGGAGAAGUGGACGAGCGUAAUUCAUCGCCUGCAAAGUCCUUGGAUCAAGGUUCAGAAGACCAACGUGCCGCGGAAACGUCAACAGCCAACCCUCCUCUUCCUACCGAAGAAGAACCUCCUCCGAUACCUGUCGAGGCACCCCCUACCCAACCAGUGGAUGAUGGCUGGGAGCCGAUCUGGGAUGACCAUGCCCAAGCAUUCUAUUUCUUCAACCGGUUUACAAAAGUGACACAGUGGGAGAAUCCCAGAGUACCGGAGGCAUCUAGUCAACCCGGUGUACCAGGAGUUGGAAACCACGACAGAAUAGCGGCAGGACAGGGCCCGCCACCAAACCGAGUUGGCGGAUAUGACCCGGCCAUUCACGGUGACUACGACCCCAAUGCCGACUACGCCAAAGCCUACGAGAUCUCCUCUGCAGACAACGUGCCUGGUGCUGCCCCAGGCACAAUCGCUGCCGACAUGUAUGCCGCUUCGGGGACUUUUAAUCGCUUCACAGGGAAAUGGCAGCGAGCAGACCUCAACCCAGAAAAUUUCACCGAUGAGCAAAAGAGUCGGCGGCAGAUGAAUGCCUUCUUCGAUGUGGAUGCUGCCGCAAACAGCCACGACGGCAGAAGCCUGAGGGCGGAGAGGGCAAACAAGAAGUUGAGUAAGGCAGAGGUAAAGGCAUUUAAGGAGAAGCGGAGGGAGAAGAAGGAGGAGAAACGGCGCGCAUGGCUGAGGGAUUGA
Molecule: messenger RNA, 795 nt
Organism: Fonsecaea erecta
Lineage: Eukaryota; Fungi; Ascomycota; Eurotiomycetes; Chaetothyriales; Herpotrichiellaceae
Exons: 1
Coding region: 1-795 (264 amino acids)
Molecular function (GO): protein binding
Source: RefSeq, a predicted model, not a curated record